This is a messenger RNA of Clunio marinus, 303 nucleotides long. Lineage: Eukaryota; Metazoa; Arthropoda; Insecta; Diptera; Chironomidae. The record is from the annotation of a GenBank genome assembly.
AUGUUGAAUGGAAAACUGUUACAAUGUCUCUUUAAACAGAACAAGAAUUAUGAUUACUGCAUAGUUUAUGAAACGUCUCAUUAUAUGUUUAAACAUCUCGAGUCAAUAAAAGAAAUAAGAUAUUGGCAAGAUGAAUGCAAGACUCACUUGAGUACAUUAACAACCAUUACGUUUAAUUUAUGUUGUUACAAAUGUCGAAGUUUCGCAACAAUGUUGAAAAGGAGUUUAAUACAAAGUGAGGCAUUUGUUAGUUACAUGAUCCCUUACCAAGUCCCUUACGAUUGUUAUGAACUCGAAACAUAA